This is a messenger RNA of Magnolia sinica, 1551 nucleotides long. RefSeq names its product 8-amino-7-oxononanoate synthase-like. The coding region runs from base 63 to 1505 and encodes 480 amino acids. The record is from RefSeq and is a predicted model, not a curated record. Gene Ontology annotation, biological process: biosynthetic process. The transcript has 11 exons. Gene Ontology annotation, molecular function: pyridoxal phosphate binding. NCBI's taxonomy places the organism in Eukaryota, Viridiplantae, Streptophyta, Magnoliopsida, Magnoliales, Magnoliaceae.
UGCCCUCUGAAUCGGAGAAGAGAAGAUUCUCUCUCUCUCUCUCUCUCUCUCUCUCUCUGUAAAUGGAGUGCUCUUGGGAUUUCUGGGUCGAGCAAGCUGUGGCGAGAUUGGAAUCGUUGAAAGUCCUGCGUUCUCUGAGGCCCAUUUCCCUGCCUUCAAAAGAAUCCAGCACCGUCGAGGAAUCAGAUAAUGCCGUUUUGGGCACUGACGAUUUCGAGACGUUCGAUGGUUUGGGAGCGUGGGACCGUUCAUCGGUGGAGAUCGAGAUUGCGGAAUCCACUUUCCAGAAAUGGGUCCAUGAUAUUCCUAGUUCUGGAAAUGACACCAGUUGUAGAGAUGGACACAGAACACUAAUGGCCUGCCCUCCCCAGUCGAAAAUGCUACUUCUCUUCUCAGGAAAUGAUUACUUGGGGUUGAGUUCUCAUCCGACAGUACGGAAGGCCGCUGCUAAGGCAGCCCAAGAGCAUGGAAUGGGCCCCAGAGGGUCCGCAUUAAUCUGUGGUUACACUAAUUAUCACAGGCUGCUAGAGUCAUCCUUGGCAGAUUUGAAGAAGAAAGAGGAUUGUCUUCUAUGCCCUACUGGGUUCGCUGCCAAUAUGGCUUUAAUGGUAACACUAGGAAGUGUUAGCUCUCUUUUGGCUGCUGGCAGAAAACCUUUGAAUGAUGAGAAGGUAGCCAUAUUUUCAGAUGCUCUGAACCAUGCAUCAAUCAUUGAUGGUAUUCGUCUCGCUGAACGGCAACAGGAAGCAGAGGUCUUUGUGUAUAGGCACUGUGACAUGGUCCAUCUUAAUGCUUUAUUAUCAACUUGCACAAUGAAGAAAAAAGUGGUCGUAACUGAUGGCUUGUUUAGUAUGGAUGGAGAUUUUGCACCUGUGAUUGAACUUGUGGAGCUUCGGAAGAAGCAUGGAUUUUUAUUGGUCAUUGAUGAUGCCCAUGGGACACUUGUUUGUGGCAAGCAUGGUGGUGGAGUGGCAGAGCAGUUUGAUUGCGAGAAUGAUGUGGAUAUAUGCAUCGGAACUUUGAGCAAGGCUGCAGGUUGCCAUGGUGGUUUCAUUGCAUGCAGCAAAAAGUGGAAACUGCUCUUACAAUCAAGGGGUCGAUCUUUCAUAUUUUCAACGUCUCUUCCAGUACCUAUUGCCGCAGCUGCACAUGCGGCACUUAUGGUGGCAAAAAAGGAAGAGUGGCGUAGACAGGCAAUUUGGAAUCGGGUGCUUGAUUUCUCCGAUUUAACCCAAAUUCACAUUACUAGUCCCAUCAUUUCUCUUAUCAUUGGUAAUGAAGAAACAGCACUCCUUGCCAGCAGGCAUUUGUUGAAAUCUGGUUUUCACGUGACUGCAAUAAGACCUCCCACGGUGCCUCCCAAUUCAUGCAGGUUAAGGGUUACUUUAAGUGCUGCUCAUACUUUGGAUGACUUGAAAAAGCUCACAUCUGCUCUAUCUCACUGCAUCAAAUUAUCUGAUGUUGAUGGCAAGAACGGUAGUACUAUUAGAGCCCCCAAGCUCUGAGAUUUUUUCUUCAUCAUCAUCUUUGUCGUCGUUGUCGUUGUUUUGG